Messenger RNA from Panicum virgatum (switchgrass), 2122 nucleotides. RefSeq names its product serine/threonine-protein kinase PBS1-like. NCBI's taxonomy places the organism in Eukaryota, Viridiplantae, Streptophyta, Magnoliopsida, Poales, Poaceae. The record is from RefSeq and is a predicted model, not a curated record. Gene Ontology annotation, biological process: protein phosphorylation. Gene Ontology annotation, molecular function: ATP binding; protein kinase activity. Bases 321 to 1865 code for a protein of 514 amino acids. The transcript is spliced from 5 exons.
GAGAAGGAAGGGAGCCAGCCGAGUCCACCACCACCACCACUGCAGACUCUCCUUGCUGCUCGCUCCCUCCCUCCGCGUCCCCUCCAAAAACCCAAUAAAAAACGUACCUUUCCUUCCCCUCCUCUCCUUCGCCUCGCUUUCCCCCCACCUCCCUCCCUCCCUCCCUCGAUCCCCUCGCCGGGAAGAUCCGAUCCCAUCCACCUCCCGGCUCAAUCAGAGCCCCCCACUCGGCGGCGGAGCAGAGCAGGGCGGAGGCGGAAGGAAAUGUUGCGCCUUUGAUCGACGCGGCCUCCCGGUGGUGCUUCUCCUGGCCCGCGGCGAUGGGCUGCUUCUCCUGCUUCGACUCGCCCGCCGAUGAGCAGCUCAACCCCAAGCUCGGCGGCGCCGGAGGGUACGGCGGCGCGUCCUCGGCCGCCGCAGCGUACGGCGCCGGCUCCGGCGCCGGCCGGCACGGGGACAGGGGGUAUCCGGACCUGCAGCAGGCGCCCAUGGCGGCCCCGCGCGUCGAGAAGCUCUCCGCAGCGGCUGAGAAAGCGAGGGUCAAGAGUAAUGCGCUCGCGAGAGAGGCUUCGGUGCCAAAGGAUGCCAAUGGCAAUGUUAUCUCUGCGCAAACUUUCACCUUCCGCGAGCUUGCCACAGCCACCAGGAACUUCAGGCCCGAGUGCUUCCUGGGAGAAGGAGGGUUUGGGCGCGUUUACAAAGGCCGUCUCGAGAGCACAGGCCAGGUUGUUGCUAUAAAGCAGCUUAAUAGGGAUGGGCUUCAAGGAAACAGAGAAUUUCUAGUAGAAGUCCUCAUGCUCAGUUUAUUGCAUCAUCAAAACCUGGUUAAUUUGAUUGGCUAUUGUGCUGAUGGCGAUCAGCGCCUUCUUGUUUAUGAGUAUAUGCCAUUCGGAUCAUUGGAAGAUCAUUUACACGAUCUACCUCUUGAUAAGGAGGCCUUGGACUGGAACACCAGGAUGAAAAUUGCAGCAGGUGCUGCCAAAGGACUGGAGUACCUACAUGACAAAGCUAAUCCUCCAGUUAUUUAUAGGGAUUUUAAGUCAUCAAACAUUCUAUUGGAUGAAGGUUUCCACCCAAAGCUCUCUGACUUUGGCCUUGCUAAGUUGGGUCCUGUUGGUGAUAAAUCUCAUGUCUCAACACGUGUGAUGGGUACAUAUGGUUAUUGUGCACCGGAGUAUGCUAUGACAGGACAACUGACAGUGAAGUCUGAUGUGUAUAGCUUUGGAGUUGUCCUGCUUGAGUUGAUUACUGGUCGUAGGGCUAUCGACAGCACUAGACCACAUGGAGAACAAAAUCUUGUCUCAUGGGCACGGCCUCUUUUCAAUGACAGAAGAAAACUCCCUAAAAUGGCUGACCCUAGGCUGGAAGGGCGAUAUCCCAUGCGCGGGCUUUACCAAGCCCUCGCGGUAGCAUCCAUGUGCAUUCAGUCGGAGGCUGCUUCCCGCCCACUGAUUGCAGAUGUUGUGACUGCUCUGUCCUACUUGGCAUCUCAGUCAUAUGAUUCCAAUGCGGCCCUUGCUUCAAGGAAGCCUGGUGGCGACCAGCGAAGCAAGCCUGGGGAGAACGGCAGGGUGGUUUCCAGGAACGACGAGACCAGCAGCUCCGGCCACAAGUCGCCGGGCAAGGACAGGGAGGACUCACCCCGGGACCUCCCAGGUAUACUGAACAAGGACUUUGACCGGGAGCGCAUGGUGGCAGAGGCCAAGAUGUGGGGUGACCGUGAGCGCAUGGUAGCGGAGGCGAAGAUGUGGGGCGACCGCGAGCGCAUGGUGGCCGAGGCGAAGAUGUGGGGCGAGAACUGGCGUGACAAGCGGCGAGCGGAGAAUGGGCAGGGGAGCCUGGAUUCGCCAACCAGGAACAGCUAGGGUGCAAGAUUAAAGGAGAGAGAAGACGACGGCAGAGGUUUUCAUCCAUCCACCCAUGCAUUAUCUGUUUAUUUCCAGGUCGAUUUGCGUUCUGGUGGCGGAGGGAGGACAGGGAGGGUUAGAUGUACAUUCCUAGGGCGGGAUCGCGGGGAAAACACGGUGGUGUUGUACUGGACAGUGGAUGCAUGUGGUUGUACUUGUAAAUUCUCAGAAAAUUUUGUGAGAAUGAAAGGACAUUUUGAGUUCCACUUGUAAAA